This is a messenger RNA of Mesorhabditis spiculigera, 309 nucleotides long. The record is from the annotation of a GenBank genome assembly. NCBI's taxonomy places the organism in Eukaryota, Metazoa, Nematoda, Chromadorea, Rhabditida, Rhabditidae.
AUGCGGUUCGCGAUAAUCCUCCUACUAUUACCUGCCGUGCUACUCCUACAACUCGGGACAUGGACGGAGACGGAGGAGGGCAAACUAAUCGAAGUCUUCAAGGAGGCGAUCCCAAUCCUGACCAAUCAGCAGAUCAAAGCCAUACUGAUCUGCCUAAAACGCGAGUGUGCCGUCUCCUGCGGAGAAUCCCGUUUCCGGCAUUGUGUACUGACAACCAUCAAGACCGAUCCCAGGAUGGCUCGAAUAAAGGCCGCAGCUAAAAGUGAUGGCUGGGACCGGCUGAUGAGGUUCCUCGGUGUGUACUGGGAC